UCUAUCACCUAAUAACAAUCGCAACUCAUCCGGAAGGACUGAAGCUUAUGUUAAAUUGACUAACAGUGAUCCUGUGUUGGGUAUGUGUUUAAAGAUUCGUUAAAGAAAUUCCACUAACUGUUAUUUGUUCUGUUUUAACUGCAUAACAGCAAUAACUUCAAAAGCAUUCUUCUGUCAUAAAAUAACGUAUUGUUGGAUUACACUAGGUGCUUUAUGAUGUUGUAUAUUCUAUCUUCAGUUGUUUAAGUGUACGUUUUGUUUAUAAUAUUAACAUUUUGCUUCAAAUGGGUUGCAAAAGAGCUGAGAAUUAUAAUCCUCUAGAAGUUAUGACGCUGUUAUCAUGCAUUGAGAACAAGCCAGAGUUGGCUAUUAGUAAUCUUGGUGGAACUUGCAAGACUUUAGCUGAUAUCGAUAAAGCAUGGGAUCAAGUAGCCGCUGAAAUUAGCAGUUUGCGACUUGGAGUAAAACGUUCUGGAUCAGACAUAAAAAGAAAGUGGAUUGAUCUAAAAUGUAGAACUAAAAAAAAAGCCGAAGCUAUUGAAAAAGAGCCAAACAAAGAAGGCGGGCAAAAGUUGUCAGAGGUUGAGAAAAGGGUGUUAUCAGUGCUUCGAAAUCUGAAAACACUGGAAAGCAGACUUGAGAGGGAACACGUGGUAUCCAAUGAAAUAACUCCCGUUAUUCCAAAUUCGACAAAGGAAGGGACUGUAAUUUAUCUGGCGAGUACUGAAUCAGCACAAAGGCAAGAUACAGUUGUAGAAGAUAUUGUUAUUUCAGAUGUGAGGUCGGAGAAAAGUGCAAAUUAUCCUACUCCACAAACUGAUCAAAAUCUCGUAUCCAGACCCGUCUCCACAUCUGAAACGAGUAAAAGAAAAUCUCUCGAAGAAGAUGAAGAAGAUAUACAAAUUAUUAAGCUUAUUAAAGUACAGAGAGAGUUAGUUCAACAGAUGAAGGAGAAAAAUCAUUUACAAAGAAUGAAAAUGAUGCUGAAAUGUAUGAAACAGAAUGUGUCUUUCACUGACCUGUAUGAUAAAUGUAAAAAAUAGACUUUUUUUAUGUAAGGAUCUCGAUUAAGAUUUUAUGCAUCUCUUUAACUUUCGGCUCAGACAUCCUAGAGCUAAAAUAAUAAUAACACAUAAGAAAUUUUUUAGCUAAAAUGAGCUUAUAUUUAAAGCUUAUAAAAUUAUA
Messenger RNA from Stegodyphus dumicola, 1185 nucleotides. RefSeq lists its product as uncharacterized. Lineage: Eukaryota; Metazoa; Arthropoda; Arachnida; Araneae; Eresidae. The record is from RefSeq and is a predicted model, not a curated record. Gene Ontology annotation, cellular component: nucleus.